Messenger RNA from Acytostelium subglobosum LB1, 1617 nucleotides. RefSeq lists its product as hypothetical. NCBI's taxonomy places the organism in Eukaryota, Evosea, Eumycetozoa, Acytosteliales, Acytosteliaceae. Gene Ontology annotation, biological process: regulation of proteolysis; proteasome-mediated ubiquitin-dependent protein catabolic process. The record is from RefSeq and is a predicted model, not a curated record. Gene Ontology annotation, cellular component: cytoplasm. The transcript has 6 exons. The coding region runs from base 1 to 1617 and encodes 538 amino acids. Gene Ontology annotation, molecular function: ubiquitin protein ligase binding.
AUGGAGUCAUCCUUUGCUCCCAAUCAAAGGAAUGAUACCAUAGUUUUAAGCUUUGUAGAUAACAUAGACAGGAUGUUGAACCUUACAUCAUCACAAUUUCCACAACUUCAAUAUUCUGGAGUAUUCUCUUUGAGUGAAUUGACAUUCCAAAGAUUCAAACAGAUGGUAGUUGUAUUUGCCAACUAUCGAUCAUUCACACCAAUACUCAAACUACUAAAGUCCAAAGAGAAGAAGACAAGAGAUCAUGUUAUGUCCCUAUUAUGGAACUUCUCAGCCGAGGAGAGCCUAAAGAUCAAAUUAUUUGAUGAAGGAAUAUUGGACUAUUUGUUGGAUGGAUUGGACAAAUUGGGAGAGGAACAGACAUUGUCUUCAUCGGCAAUUAUACAGAACUUGUCAGAGUUUAGAUUCGAGAGAGGUAUUAUUAAUCCAAAUCAAUUGAAGAUUGUACGCAACAAGACUUUGAUGAACUUGUUGAUCAAUAGAUCAAGGUCCAAUGAUAAGAAGAUUAAGUUCCUCACAUGUUUGACCAUUUGCAACCUAUCGAUGCAUGAUGAGAUCCGCAAUAUAUUCAUUCAAGAAGACUACUUCAAACCUAUCGAAGAGUUCCUCGAGGCCUACAUCGAAGAUACACAAUUCCCAGGUACAUUCAACUGGGUAACUCUACAGCCACACGUUCCACUACUAGAUAGCAAAGAUAUCUUAGUUCAACGAUUUGUAUUAUAUUGUAUUUAUAGCUUUGCCACUGGAUCGAGGUAUGAUAGGUCAUUAUGGAAGUCAAUGAUGGAGAACAAGGGUGUACAGUCAUUGCUCAGACAUUGUAAAUCAAAGGAUGAGUUGGUCCGAAACUAUGCCGUAAACAUUGCACAACAACUUAAUAUUGGAGAAGUGCAAUCCAUUGUAGUUGAGGAUGAUGAGGAUGAGAUGAGGAGGAACUUGAUGAAUCUCUAUCAACAAGGACUAUUCACAGAUUUUAUUAUUAGGAGUCCUGUACAUGGUGAUGUCAAGAUACAUAAGUCAAUAUGUUUGACAAGAUGUCCAAAGUUGCGUGAUGUGAUCAAGAUAGAGGAUAACAACAUACUUAGGGAGAUGUCUGAGAAUGGUAUAUUGAUCGAUGUUAUCAAGGUAGAUGACGAGGAUACAUUCGAAUGUUUGCGAGAUGUUGUUAGUAGCCUUUAUGGAUUCCUUCCACAGUUGACACCGGAGCGUGGUAGACGUCUACUUCAUUAUGCCAAUCGUCUUGAUCUCAUCGAAUUGAAGCAACACUGCGAGUUCUAUCUAUGGCACCAUCUUGACGUUGACAAUGCAGGCGAGUACCUUGAGCUGGCGCUCAGCAGCUCGGCCAACCAGUUGCAAAAGGUAGUGAUCGAGUAUAUCAUGCGCAAUCUUACAUCUAUAUAUCUUGGAAAUGUCAAUCAUCUAAAGUCAAUGGCUUCAUCAACAUCGACGAUAGGUAUUCGUCCAGAUCUUUGCAAUGUUGACAACAAGAGUCAAUGGAAGGGAGAGUGGAGCAAUAGGUCAAUAGACUAUAUUGUGGAGCACUACCAACAAGUAUCCACCAGACAUAAGAAAGAGAUAUUCCAACUUAACAAGGAAGUGUCAGAACUACAAUCAAUCUAA